AUGCCUAGGGGUGGUAACAUUCCCCAUGAAAUGCUAAUGCGUCCCAGCUACUUCUUUUUAGAAGUUCCUCCUAGCCAAGUUACUGUUGGUCGCCGGUGUGGUGGAUCAUUGAAGGUCUAUGUGUCGCUGUUGUUCGUAGUUGAUUGCAACUCGCUGUGGCUGGGAGUGAGUUGCAGCAUUGUAGGUUUAAUUGUUCUUUUGUAUCGUGGUUGCCGGCAGCGAAUUUUGGUGGUCGUGAUAUGCACUGGUGAAGAAGACGGUGUAAAGCCCAAUCAGAUUGACCCUAUUCUGUUUAAGGAGUUCAAUCAGCCCAGUCCACCUGCUUCAGGUUCGAGACAGUUCAGGCUUCCUGAUACAUUUUCUGGUUCGAUUCAGGCUUUUUCAGGCCUUAUCUGCAUUGGUUCCUUCUUGUUUAGCACUGGUUCCUUCAUAUUGGCCCUUACAUCUUACAGAUCUGCAGCAGUUCAGCUGUUUCUAGCACAUAUUUAG
Messenger RNA from Ilex paraguariensis (yerba mate), 489 nucleotides. NCBI's taxonomy places the organism in Eukaryota, Viridiplantae, Streptophyta, Magnoliopsida, Aquifoliales, Aquifoliaceae. The record is from the annotation of a GenBank genome assembly.